AAAACAUCUUCUGCUGAUUGUAACAGCCUGGAGGGUUUUGCCGGGGUUAUAAAAGAAGUCGAGCUCCACCCAUACUGCACUAAUUCUCCUGCAGGCUGCUGAGGUAGGUUCGAGCUCUUUCUAUUCACAUUAUAAACAGUUUUAUACUAACUUUAUCUCGCACUUUUGAAAACUGAGUAAAGGUUAAGUUCACAUUGCAUGUAACAUCUGCAGGAUCUCAUUCAUUUCCUUUUACCUCCUUUUUUGUACAGUGUUAAAACGGCGCAACCAUGCCUACACCGGGUGUGUGUAUGAACAUCAUCAAUGCACGGCGCAAAAAAAACGGGUAUGGGACUCCUACCAACCCCGAGAGGUUCCUCAACCAAGACUACGUGCAGCUGAAGCAGUACUGUCUGGCCAAACGUGUAAGAUACGUCGAUGACAUGUUCCCACCUGACAAGAGAUCCAUCGGAGACGAGGUCCUGAGCCCUUCUGAUUUGGCCAGAGUUGAGUGGCUGAGACCACAUGUGAGUGUUUUUAUUAAUUAGAUUUAAUCUGAGGACUACUUGAUACAUUUGGAUGUGUCUUGCUAUCCCCUUACAAACCUUUCUUCUUCUUUCUACUCCUUCUGACUUAUAAACUCUAGUAUAUAUGUUUCUACCUGGCAACUCCCAGCAUGAUACACAUUGAACUUUGCUCAGAGACGGGUCUGCCACUCACUAUGAUGUAAUAUUAUUGUGGCAUUCCCAGUCUAUACAGUAAAACGCAUGCGAUACAUGUACUUUGUUGGUCAACACAUUUGAGAAAAUAUGUGAUUUAACUCAAAUCAGACUCAGAAACUCCUGUUUUUGAUCCAUCAUGUUUUUGAUCGAAGAUUGAAUCAGCUGUUCAGAUGACUUUAUAUAGAUAACCUCUCUCUGUCUGCAGCCGCUGCCACCGGUCGGUGUCAGACAGAGCGAUUAACAGUAUAUCUAAACUAACACUUAAUGAACUCCUGCUUGUUAUUCUCUGUGUUUCAGAAAAUUGUUAACACUCCAUCUUUUACUGUCAGUGGGGUCUCCAGGUUCGACUUUGGUCAAGGCAUGGUCGGUAAGAAAUUGACUUCCUCGAUGACUAAUGUUACAUGAUUAACGAUUAACAGAGAAUAAGAUUGUUAAAUAAAGAUAAAACAAUUCUGUGCUAAUAAAACUGCUCUACAUUGCUCUAAUAAAAUCUGAUCCAAAGCUUGUCGAGGACGCAGGAAAACAUCCAAAGUCUGUUGAUUGAAUGAAAGAAAUCAGAAAAAGCAGAAAAAUGAAAGUGAAGGUUCAUCUUUUAAACUGCUUUUCUGCAUCCCCUCACUUGUUAUGUCUUGUUAUGUCUUGUUUCAGAAAAACAGGAAGAACAGUAUGUUUAAGGCGACAUCAGAUGCCCUUUCCUCCGCCCUGUAAUGAAACACAAUGUCUGUUUGUGUCAACACCCUCAGCUGGAUUAGCCGCUGGAUUGACAGUCUUAAUUAGCAGUUUGCGUCCUCUCACAGCUGCACUAUAAUAAUCCCAAUAAAACACUAAACCUGAGGCUUUUUUCCAACUCUUAACACAUGCGCAUAAAAAAGAACCUGCAGUCUGUUUCUUUUAUCCUGCUUGGAGCCAUAUAGACCAAUAUCUCCUGCCUGAUGUAUCAUUAUUCAAUGAUUUAUUAACAAUUGGCAUUCACGUUCACUGACAACCUGAUCUGAACUCUGUUUUCCACACACACAAACAGACACGCACUCUUUCGUGUCUUUCCACAUUCUUUUAUAAGUUGUAUCUUUCUGCUCUACUUAAAGUACAUAAUGUAUAUAAGACCAUACACGGGUGAAUGUCUUUGACUAAGCAGUUAAACUUGGAAGACUCUGUCAGUUUGAAGGAUCUCUCUCUUCUCUCUGUUACGUGAUGGUUUAGUUCAGUCUGAUCAGCGGCAGCGUUACACCUCCCUAUUUGAACUUUUCUCCAUCUCGCUGCAGACCUAGAUGAUAUAACAAUAGAGUAUUUUUUGUUGUGGGCCUCUGGGUCUUUCUUUGUCAGUAUAUCCCUCACACAGACAUCUAUACUGAACUGAUCUCACAUGUCUGGACAUGCCCGGUGUUGUUUUUUUGUGCAUGGCAAAAUAAGAAUCCCCUUAAUCUCACAUGAUUGUAAGAGGACCUGACUGUACCUGAUGGUACCUGUCAGUACACUUAUGAUUUCAGUUUUUGCUCUAAUUAUUAGAUAUUGAUCUAACUGAGUCAACAACGACCCUAACACAACAAGUGUCACAAUUUUAAGAAGAGCACUUUACAAUUUAGUCAAUUAAAUUUUUUUGUUUUGUUGAAAUUGAGGUUCCUGACAAAGUCAAAAAGUCUUGAUGCACAAAAGCUAAUUUAAGUGGUUCUUUUAAGCAAAAACGGGUCGGUGCAGACCCAGACACAGGAGGAGGGUUAAGAUCUAAAGUUUAUCUCACUAAAACUGGAGAGAUGAUAAAGUUAUGAUAUUACUUGGAUAAUGUUACAGCUGUUAACUUUUAUUGUUUUUUUUAUUUGCACGUGCGCUCCAUAGUUAUCUUAUGAAAGAAGUAGUGAUUUUUCAAUGUUGAUUAUGACUUUAUUCUUGUAAUAUAAUGACUGUAUCUCUCAGUAAUGUUUUUUUUCAUAAAACCAUGACUUUAUCAUUGUAAUGAUCACAAACUCUGACUUCUCUGAUUUCAUUCAACCAGGAAACUGCUGGUUCCUCGCAUCUAUCGGGGCGCUGACAUUCCAGUCGUUUAUUUUAGGGCAGGUUGUCCCACUCGACCAAAGAUUUGAUGAGGAUUACUGCGGGCUGUUCCGCUUUAGGGUAACCACACAAACAUCAUAGCUUGUGUUGAACUAAAUCAUCAAAAAUCAUCAUUUUGCUUCAAAUAACUACGUCUCAUUCCUGUUCUGUCUGAUGAACUCAGUUCUGGAGGUAUGGCAGAUGGGUGGAGGUCAUCGUCGAUGACAAGGUACCAACGAUUAAUGGAAAACUCAUCUUUGUUCACUCCAAAGACCCGAAUGAGUUCUGGCCUGCUCUGCUCGAGAAAGCUUAUGCAAAGUAUGAAACACUUUUACUUUUAUAUUUCAUAAUUAUUAUUAUAAUUAUAGUGUGCUGUACCUCAAUAGUAGGCUUGUUUGUGGUAACUUUCCAAUCACUUCUGACAGAGUGUGUGGUUCCUACACCGAUAUGAACGCUGGGACUCCCUCUGAGGCUCUGAUGGACUUCACUGGUGUCAUCCACAUAUGUGUGGACCUGUCAAAACCCCUGCUUGAUCCCUGGGAGCUGAUGUGCAGAGCCGCCCAGUCCAACUCACUGAUGGCUUGUGGAACGCCCCAAGGGGUAAGUGCACACUUAUGCAGCCUUCGCAUGGGGUUUAAAACUGAGGUGUUAUACAUUGAAUAUUUUACCACCUUCAUUUAAAGAGGAAAUUAAACAAAUUAGGGUUUAUGAAUUAUCAGUAUUAUUACCAGUAGGCUAACAGUAAAUUUCACUUAUCAGCUUUUAAUUUGAAAGGCUGUAAAUAAACUUUCAACAUAAGAAAAAAAAAUACACUUGGUAGAUUUGCUUUUAUUUUAAAAGGCUUCGAAAUUAUCUCCCAACAUAAAAAAAUAAAAGAAAAAAAAGCAAUCCUGGUAUACAAGCUUUUAUUUUGAAAGGCUUCAAAUCAGUGUCUGGUCCACUCAUUGGAGGUGGGUCCUCACAGUGGAGGUCUGCAUUGUCUGUCUUGGAGAUAGUGACAAUAAUGCAUGUAUUGUAAGUGCCUGAUAUUAACCAUUUAUUGUUGUGACGCUGUUAAACUGAGAAUAUUCAUGAAGACAUUAUCCAGAAAGCUUUCUCAUUGGGGUUCCAGCGUUUUGUAGGCUCUAGGAUUGAGGCUCCAUACACAUUUCCCACAGUGACGGACCCGGUUGAAAGAUUGGAGGUUAAACUGACCCUAAACUUUUGUACGACAGGAUGUCGACCAGAUCUGCUGUGUUGUGUCUGAUGACCCUUACGCUGUUUUUACUGUUUAGGAGACAUCGGCGAACACUGUGCUACCAAACGGACUGGUCCAGGGUCAUGCCUACACAGUCACUGGUGUCAAACAGGUGAAGAAGUGUAAUGGUAUCUCAUAACAUAUUUGACAAUUGUUUAGUUUAUAUUAUAAGUUUUAUUCUCUGAUAAUUGCUGCUCAGAUUAUUUGCCAAGGGAAAACUGUGAACCUGGUGCGCUUGUUCAACCCCUGGGGUAAAGGAGAGUGGAACGGAGACUGGAGCGAUCGGUAAGAGUCUUCUAUUCUCCAAAUUGGAUAUCAUAUAGAGAUUUUGCUCUAAGUCUGAGUGAUUACAUGCACAAUGAUGUGUAAUUCUAUCUGAAACAAUCUAGAAAAGAUAAACUUUAAUAUCAACAUUUUCUGUCUUUUUAUUUGUAUGAUUGUUUGACUCUGAAGAUCCCCGUUGUGGAAAAUGGCCAGGCCUGAGGAUCGAGAGCUGUGCCUCUCUGCGGCUGAUGAUGGAGAGUUUUGGUAAGGGUGUUAAAAUGAAAACUUGGCAAAUAUAAGUUAAGUACUUGCUUGCAUGGUCUAAAUCUACCGCUGGUUUCAACAGGAUGCCCGUAGAAGACUUCUGUAAGUUUUAUUCCGACCUGGACAUCUGCUGCAUGUGUCCGGACUUCCUGGAUGAAGGCUCUGAAUGUCACUGGAAGACAUCGGUCUAUGAGGGACGAUGGGUUGCAGGAACCACUGCAGGCGGAUGCAUGAAUUACCCCGGUACUUUCAGGAUUUCUAAAUUUACACCCAAACUUGAUUACAUUAUUUAGUGACCGGUGACACAAGAUUAACAAAUGCAGUCAAUAGAAACUGAUGUAUGUUAGUUUAACAGCAGCUCUUCUCUUUGCUCCACCCACAAGAUCGUAGCUACCAUGAACAGCGACGCACAAUCCUGAUUAGUGCUGUUGCUGUAAUGGGACGUUUUGGAGGCACUAAGUUAAUAAAUAACAAAUUUGCUGCCAAGUGGAGCAGUUUGGCUUUAUGUCACAUGUAGGACCCAUUUGUAGAAGCCAAAGAGUUUAAUCAAACAAAAAAAACAAAAACUGUAAAACAACAAAAACGUUCUUACCUGAAAAUCCAAAUCUCGAAUAACUAAAAAACACUGGAGCUGUGUGAACAAACACAAGGACAUGGAGUUGAUGAUGAAAAACAAAAACACUGUUUGUUCAGGCGUGCCUUCAUUGUAGUCAUAAAACAUAAUCGUGCAUUGGAAUAGUCACUACUUUUGUGUGCUUACCACAUUUUUUUUACUAUUUAAUUUUUUUCUCUCAGACAGCUUCUGGACUAAUCCGCAGUAUCGGGUGACGAUUGAGAAGUUACCAAGUGAUUGUGCUGCGAAACAGGGUGAAAAAAACAUGUUUGUGUCCCUCAUGCAAAAGCCAGACAAGAGGAACAGACGUCUGGUGAAGAAUCUCCACAUCGGAUUCGCCAUAUAUGAGGUAAAGAGAAUAAAAAACAACAUUAAAACUGUUUUUUUGGACAAAAGAGACAAACAGACACUCGUUAGUCAUGUUUGUGUUUGUAUUUGUUCAGGAUUAAAUAAGUGAAAUGUUUUUAGCCUUUAUUUUGACAUAUUACAGACACUUUUUCUUGUCUUUUUUUCCUCUUCCAAUUGUCAUCAACUUCUUCAAAGGUGACCCAAAAAGUGAGUAUCAUUUUAAUCACAGUCCUCAUGCACAGUCUAAAUUGUGCCAAUAAUAAAAAACAAAAAUCUUUCUUUACUGCUGUACAGGAUGAGGAAUAUGGGGGAAAGUUGAAAGCCUCCUUCUUCAGGAAAAAUUCGCCUGUCGCAGUAACAAAGCCAUACCUGAACGCACGAGAAGUAAUGGAGUUGGUGACGCUGAAGCCCGGCGAAUACCUGAUCGUGCCGUCAACUUUCAGUCCCAAUGAAACGGCCUCCUUCAUCCUGACCAUCAUCUCCAAGUCUGAGACCCACGUUCAGUAAGUUCCUGACAGCUUAUCUACCGGUUUUCAUGAGCACCUUUUUUAAAACUUGAAUUUUUCUGCACUUUAUUGAGAAUAUUAACCGAGAAUCAGAAGCGAAGGAUUGUAUUUUUCAUAUUUUGUACAGUUAGCUGCUUUAGUGUCGUGUUUCCUAAUGUACCAAGGAAGCUUAUCUAAAACAUGACUCCAAAUUUGAAGUUGUAUUUGAUUUUUACCUGCUGAUAGACAUCCACAGUCUGGCUAAUUCCAGUCAAAAUGAGUCUCAAUGAUGAGAUGAUCAGUCAAAGGAUCAUUACUCUUAGUUUAGAGGUCAGAAUAAUCAGUGGAUUCGUCAGACUAUGAGUUAAAGAGAAUUCAUGUUGCUAUAGUAGGAAGACAAGAAACUGAAUUUUACAUAUAAAUGUAAUAAUUAUGAGAAAAAACUCCAAAUUAUGAGAAAGUGAAGGUUAAAUCACGAGAGAGUGAGUCAAAGUUAUGAGAAAAAAGGUUUAAAUGUUGAGAAUGUGAGUCAAAGUUUUAAUGAGAGAGAGAGGAAACAUUUUUCAAAAAUCACAUUUAUGAGCUGAGACUAGAUAAUAAUCAUAUGAUAGAUAUUAACAAGAUCAAAAGUGAAAGUAGAUGAUUCACACAUCUCUAUCUUCUUUAACAUGAAGUCAAUCUGCUGAUUUCAGAGAGACUGACGUCUGUUUGACCUUUAGUCUAAGAUCAUUAAAACAGAAAGAUAAACUACAUCAGGUUUCCUCCUCACCCAGUAAUACAUUAAGCUCUUCUUUCUGUGUGAAAGUAACCUUUGCAAUUGUCCGAGCAAAGAGAAUAUGGCUGGAAAAAAGCUCACUGACCCACGGACCAGCCGACUUACACGAGGGUAGGGCUGCCGGAUUAUGUCGUAAAUCACAAUGACGAUUAUUUUGAUUGAUGUCAUGGUUAUAAAAAUCAAUCACCUAUGAUUUGACAUCGGCACCACACUGAUCAGCCUCUUUAUUUUGCACGUCUGUCUGUUUACCUGAAUGAUCUAAAUGAAUGAAUAAAAAAAUUAUAUCUACACAGAUAAACUCAAAUCCUUGGGUACGAGGUGAAAGGGUUCAAGUGACGUCACAUGCAAGGGAGACUUAAUCGAGCCCCGACCUUGUGGGCCGAUGCUAUAACUUGUAUGUGUUUAAAAUGUAUACUAUUAUGAAGUGUUAUCAGAAUAAGACUGGAAAUGUCGAUAAAAUACCACAUGACACCAAGUUGGAGCUCGCAGCAGCAGCAGCGUCUCCAUUGUCAGCCAUCAUUGCAGAUGUGCGAUUGGCAGAUUCAGGGCUUGAUUAAGUCUCCUUGCGACCUGCCUGUGACCCUGAGUGUGUGUAAAUGAGUAGAAGUCUAGUAACACACACACAAACAAAAGUGAAAGUACAAUGUAGUCUUGGAGAAUAUUGUGCAUGUGUACGUCCUGAUCCCAGCCUGCUACAUGACUGACGAGCGCUGUCACUUUAAGGCUCCUCCCACAGGUGUCUGAGAGGCCGAUCCCGAGGCCAUUACAGCUAAUACUUACCAUCCCAUAUUAUUAUUUUCUUGUCUUUAUGAUUGUUUUAUACGGUAGCGUAUUGCAUUCACCUACAAAAAGAUGAACUUUUUUUUUUAGUUUUUUUUUUUUUUUUUUCCGCUGUUUUUCGGACUAAUUUUUUUCUUCUCUUUGUUUUUCGGACUAUUUUUUUCUUCAUUUUUUUUUGUACUAAUAUUUUUUCCCCCUCUUUCUGUUUUUCAGACAUAUUUUUAUUUUGUUUUUUGGAUUAUUUUUUUCCCCCUAACUAAGUGAGAUACUUCAAAAUCCUGCGAGAAUCUCAUACAAUCAGAUAACGUUAACCACCACAGCUCCUCAAAAUCUUUUUUUUUUUUGGUGAAUGCAAUGUGCUUCCGUAGUUUCAAAUCUCAUAUUUUAUUAUUUUGAAAUUUUACAUUCAAUAAAGAUAUAUAUUAUACUCUCUUUCAUGAUUUCACAUUUUAAUUUCCUAAUUAUUUUAACUUUUUAAAACUUUAUUUCUAUGUUUUUUACCAAUGGAAAUGGGCUAACAUACGUUUAAUUGUUAAACCAUCAUUUUUCAACAAGGUAUUUUUUGUAAUCUGUUAUUUAAUCAGCCGAGACUUUGUUAAAUCAAAAACAACUCUCCUUGAAACAAAGUGAUCUUCUUCACCCACUGUUAAUCAAUUAAGCGAUUGUAAUGUCCUACAAUAAUCACAAAAUCGAUUGUUAAUGUGUCUCUGGUUCGUCUUUCCUCUCAGUGAAAAUUCAGGUGGCCACAACUAUGAACACAUGGAAGUGGACGAGGUGCGUAUCAUAUCAGUCAUUGCUUUUGUUUUGCAUGUUGAUUGAUGUCCAUGAAUCACUGAUAGCUCCGGUGGUUCAGUGCAUCAGCUGAUCCCUGUCAAUCCUUUGCAGCACGGUCCACACAAAAACGGAGAAGACGAAGCAGAAAAAAAUCGAACCUUCUUCCGUCAGUUCUCUGACAAGGUGAGCUCUAUGUUGCUUUUGGUGUUUCAUAAUGUACGUAUCAAAAUGAACUCAGUUUGGACGUGUGGUAGCCAUUUAAGUCCUGUUUGCAUUUCCUCCACAGUAUGAAGAAGUGGAUGCAGAGCAGCUCCGGGUCAUUCUGAAUGAAAAAAUCCUGAGAGGUUUGGACUCUAAACACCUGCAGCCUAUGAAACAAAACUGUACAAAUAACAUGCCUAAACUUGAUGUUUAAUGGUGCUUCAUUUCUUUCUGUUGCUUUUCAGGAAAUUUGAAAAAUGGAGGCUUUAGCAGCGAUGCCUGUCGCAGCAUGGUUGCUCUGUACGAUGUAUCCUCUCAUUCAGUGUUGACUCUUACAACAUGACCCUCUAGUCACUGUUGUUACAUAAAACAUACCAGUAGCAUGCGUGCCACAGCCUGCCGCCGCUUUUGUUUAUUCAGUUCUUACAGUAAAUACAAAAAAGGUCCAGUAUUUCAUGAUGCAACAUGUACUGGUUAAGUACCUUAAUGAUGGUUUAAAGACGUCAAUCACCGGCAAGCUGAAUGGUGAAGAAUUUAUCCGAUUGAGUGACAGGAUCAUCACAUACAAGGUAAAAAUAAGCAAACAAGUAAUGCUUAAAGAUUACAUUGGCCUCUCUAAAAGAGACAGGUGUUAUGUAAGAGUGCAUCCUGUUGAAAGAUUGUGAUCCUGAUCUUUGGUUUGUGUGUUUUCUGGCAAAGUUUCCCACACUUUAAUAUCGUCCUUUCUCUGAACCAGGACAUUUUCAACAGCAUGGACGUCUCACAAACGGGAACACUGUCGCUCACUGAGCUUAGGAAUGCCCUCAUGGCUACAGGUAAGCGAUCAAUGGUUUUGAUUUCAGUGUUUUUUCUGCUCAGUCUGUGCCAGAGAGCCUCAGUCCUCUCUGUCACUCUGUUACAUAAGGUGUGGACUUCCUUGUGGCAGUUCAAAUAGACUCAUGAGACAGGUCUGGACAGAGAACAGGAAGGUGAUUCUGGGUGGGCUCUUAAGGCCACCCUGGCUGAAGUUAAGCUCUGAUUGUCGUCACUCAAGCUGCUUUUUCUGCAGCCCUCUUAUCCUCAAUUGCCACCGCAUCUGGAAUGGCGGCAAAAAGGCCGUAUGCGGCGAUCAACGCUGACCGUUUCCAUUUAAGUUAACGUGUCAAUUCCACUAGCUUCUUUCCAUCUCACUGUGGUUCAGUGGGCUCCACAGCCAAACGGCAGGGAAGUCAGGCACAGACACAAAAUAAAACAUCCAGCUUCUUUUCAAAAUAAAAAACUACGUGUUUCAGGCAGAUUGUAUUUCACACCAUACAAACUUGAGCGGGGAUGAACAUGUCAAAGGUUUUCAGAGAUCAUUUCACCUCGUUGACACCGUGGAUGAGGAGAUGCUGAUUCUAGAAGUCUAGAAGUGGAUUUCCUCCUCUUGAAGGACACAAUCUACUGCUUCUAUGGUUCUGUGGCUGUCUCUAUAGAGGUCUCCCAGGUCUUCCGGGAACUCAGAGUGGCUGCUCAGAUAUCACAGUCCUAGCUCUUUUGUGCUCCUACAUGUCCAACAUCUCUUCUUCAGAAGAGUUGUUAGAUGUGGUAGACAGAUCGAUUGAUCACGAUGGAUGGAUGGAUGAAUGAAUGAAUACUUUGUCAUCAUGUAAAACAAAUGGGAAAAGGGGGACCCAGAUGGAUUGUGCCCGGUGUUGAGGACAUGUACAAACCUUGACCAGACCUUAUCUUUCGUCCCUCAGGAAAGAGGAUCAAUGAUGAAAUGCUGAACUUGAUGGCAGUGCGUUACGGCUCCUCCUCUGGACAGAUGUCACUGGAGAAUUUCAUCAGCCUGGUCCUUCGUUUUGACUGCAUGUACCGUAAGUGAAGUCAGAUUUAAUCACAGGUGUUGGUCGGUAACUGAUGAUGCAAAAAUACUUUACACGUUUCAACACUAAACUAGACUUUUCUCACCUCCAUUGUUUUUGUUUGUUCUUUACAAUAAAGUUGUGUGUCCUUCUCAACAGAAAUCUUUGGUCAGCUGUCAGAUGGGAUGACUGUGACUCUUCGUGAGAGUGAGGUAUUAAGAUUUUCAGACGUAUUGAUGAAACAGAGGGAGGAAAAUAUCUGAUUUAUGUUUGUUUUUGAAGCAGGAUAUCAGCUGUUAGUGAGUUCAGUGGGUCAAAACCAUAGACUGUAUAUACAAUGGACAACUUUGUUCUGCCUUCCACCUGUAUACGGAUUUGAAGCUGAAAAGCUCUCGGUAUUUCCAGGUUUUUUCUCCACUUCCUUGAACCACCACUUGCGCAGUAGCAUUGUACGCAUUCGGCUGUAUCAAGUGUCAAUCAUAGAAAACAUGAACCCUCUAAUAACUUAAAAAUGGAGCUGCACAGAAAAAUGAGGACUUGAGCACAAACCAGUCUGACAGUAACUACAUGUCAACAUCACAAACAGGGGGGAGAAACAUUUAUAUUCUGUGUGAUAAAUUUCAUAAGUUUGUCCACAGCUCCAUAGGGAUUGCUGAAGGAGGCAGGAUUUAAACCUAUACUGCAGCCUGUCACCAGGGGGUGCUGUUCUCAGGGGUGGCUUCACCCGGCGAGGAGGCAGACGGCGUCCAUUCUAUAUACAGUCUAUGGUCAAAACAUACUAAGCUUCCUCUUUAUUUCAGAGUAGGUGAUAAAAUGAUCUUAAAAGCAUGUUUAUAACCUCUUUCUCUUUUGUUUUCAGUGGAUGUACCUCUCCAUGUACACCUAGAGGAUGAUCAGCAGGAACAAAAGCAGCAGAUGAUAUAAAAGCCAAAUACUAAUUUCUAAAAAAACAAAACAAAACAAAAAAAAAAUCAUUUUUCUGCAAAUGAGCUGUUACAUUAUGUGAAACAUCAGAGCAUUUACUCAUAUCUGGGGUUUGAGAGGUAUGUCUUGUGCUCUUUCUUGUGUCUGCUUCCGUAUUUUGAACCAUCAAGAGUGAAAUGUGUAGUGUAGCAGAUGGUGUGAAUGUUAAAUCUGCUGCAGCUCUACUAAAGCAUGGUGUUUACGACUGUAUCUGACCAGCGCAUAUCUAUCUUCGUCUCUCUGACCUCCUUUUACACUUGCAUCAACAUGAGGUUUCAGUGAUCAGAUCACAGGUGCACUGCCUUAGCGCCUCCUCUUGGACUUUUUUCAGUCAGGCUGAAUGUUCUAGUGGUUUAAGGAGUGACUGUGAAAAACCGGUAGUACAAGGCUGCCAUCUGCUGGGGAAAAUGUCAUCCGAUGUUGUCUUAUGAGCAGGAGAGGUGUGUCCGUGCAAAAUGUGCAUGUUUCUUUUGAUAAAACCUCACAUGAGUAUCAGGUUUGAGGAGGAUUCUGGGUUUUCCUUUUUAGUUUUUCUGUUAGAAGUCCUUCACUUUGAUUUAAACCUCAACAGCUAUCAGAUCGAUCAUUCUGAGGUUUGGGCUCUAAGUGAUGAAGUAGAUCACUUGUAGUUGUCAUUAUCCUCUGAUCAUAUUUACUGUAUUAGCCAAGUCUGGGCGUGCAUCCAUAUGUUCUGUCAUCUCCACUCAUUUUUCUAACUUCCAUAAGAUAAACUUUUCUCUCAGGACCCAAACAAGUUUUGUUACCUUGAGGUAGUGAGAAAAAAAUCAAGAAAACAACUGAAACUUUUUAGAUUUGAAACAAACCUCAAAUUGUUGAUACAGAAAAGCGAGUGCAAUGUCAGAAUAAUGAGAUAAAUAAUUCAAGAUGUCUGUGAAACAACCAGAAAUGAUGUAUCGUCUCUGUAAAACAGCGUUCAUGAAGAGCUUGCAUGUCUGUCUGUGAAACUGUGUUUACUCUUCGGUGUUCAUACAAUGUUUUCAUGAUUUUGUGAUCCGUGACUUUACAUGUAACUUGAUGAGGUUAAAAAGGGGAAGAGACUGUGAACAAAGAAGUUCAUACAAAUGUACUAAUUUUUGUUACUUAUUAAUCAUUUGAGUAUUUCAUUAUUUUUACUUUUAGUCUUUGCAGAGUUUUUAACCUUUCCCUGUCGGAUGAAUCAGUUGUUGCUUUGGUCUUUUAAUAAAAUUUUGAUCAGAAAUUCA
Messenger RNA from Xyrichtys novacula (pearly razorfish), 12482 nucleotides. The record is from the annotation of a GenBank genome assembly. NCBI's taxonomy places the organism in Eukaryota, Metazoa, Chordata, Actinopteri, Labriformes, Labridae.